UUUUAAAAUUGGAGAGUGUUCGGUUCGAAUGUUGUAAAAGUUUAUGACAUUGUUUACUAUUGCACUUGUAAAUCACACCCAAUAGUAUACAAAUAGCACUUUUUCUACGUAUACAGAAUGGCCACGAAGUAUUUAUCGCGGGUUUUGGAACAUCAACGUCUUCAAAAUGUAUACAUUUCUUCAAAAUCUCACUCUUUUAUUUUGACGUUUCUAGGUGUUUCAGGUUUGCUUACGCAAAUACAGCACAUUAACGACCAUCCGUAUGCCUUGCCAUUUUACCCUGUAUAUAACUUGCCAUUUAAUUACGUAAACAUUGAUCGUCACUUAUAUUUAUGUAAGAUUAUGUAAGAUUUGUUGAAAUAUAUGGGGGACCAUUGGUCCAAUCGAGCAGAUUUGCUUAUCACCUUACGCUUGAAAAUGACAGCGUUAUAUCUAUUGCUAGCGUUCGCUCCGAUUUUGCCGAUUUUGUUAGGUGUAGUUUUAAUAAUCGCAAGAUUGAGGACGAAAUGGAAUAAAAGCCCAGUUUGUUUAGCCGGAAAAACGGUGAUAGUUACAGGCGCCAAUAGUGGGAUCGGAUUUUCGACGGCAUUCGAGUUCGCAAUACGAGGCGCAAAGGUGAUUUUGGCUUGCAGAAGUAUCUCCCUAGCGGAGAAAGCCAGGAAGAAAAUUAUGGAGGACACGCAAAAUCCCAACGUAUUUGUAAGGAUAGUGGAUCUCGCCUCGUUCAAAUCUGUUCGGGCGUUUGCUGCAGAAAUAAAUAAUUCCGAGGACCGGUUAGACAUUUUAGUUAAUAACGCCGGCGCUAUAAUGGAAGGUGGAAGGACGGUUGAUGGCCUCAGUAAAAAUUUGCAAGUCAAUAGCUUAGGGCCGUUUCUUCUUACUCUUCUUUUGAUAGAUUUGUUAAAGAGGACAAAUUCUAGCAGAAUUGUAAACGUUGGAUCUGCAACCAUUUACUACGCAACACUGAAUCUCAACGAUUUAAAUUAUUAUUCUCCAUCCAUCUUUGCAAGAGUGGCCGUGUUCAAUUAUGCCAACUCUAAAUUGUGUAGCGUGAUACUUACAAAUGAAUUGGCGAGGAGGCUUAAAAGUAGCGGAGUUACCGUUAACACGGUCGAUCCAGGCUUAGUUUACACUGGAAUUGCGCGGGAAUGGAAUAUCAUAGGGAAAAUUAUGUUCGUAUGCGUUAAACUACUAUUGAGAAGUAGUAAAGAAGGAGCUCAGGGUUCCAUAUACGUGGCAAUUUCGAAAAAUCUUGCCGAUGUAACAGGUAAAGUUUUCAUGAACUCGGUUGAGACUUGGGUGCCGAGUAUUGUCAAUAAUCAAAAGAUCGCCAAAGAGUUAUGGGAAAUUUGUUUAUCGUUUCUACAAGUAACGGACGAGGAGCGCUUAUCUAUAUCGUAUAUUGAAAAGUAAUGUAAAAUGUAAAAUACCUACUCUUUUACAAGUUUAAGUAAUUAGUAACUUUUAUAUGUCGUAGUAAACAAGGACCCAUACGCACAAA
Messenger RNA from Photinus pyralis (common eastern firefly), 1501 nucleotides. RefSeq names its product retinol dehydrogenase 12-like. Lineage: Eukaryota; Metazoa; Arthropoda; Insecta; Coleoptera; Lampyridae. The transcript has 4 exons. The record is from RefSeq and is a predicted model, not a curated record. The coding region runs from base 364 to 1413 and encodes 349 amino acids.